AUGAAGAUAUCGGAGCUGAUAUCAGUUUCUAUCGUUAUCAUGGCUGCUAUAACCAUCGUCUUCAUUGGUACCACGAAACUAACUGCAUACCAAGGAAACGAUUUGAAUCUUGACAAUAUUAUCGAUGAAGUUGCUAUACAUAUGACGAAUUCACUUUUUCAAGCGCAAAAUGAUGUGAAUCUGGUGAAAGAAAUAAUGCAAGAGAUCACGAACUAUACGAAGUUUCUUAUUGAAGCACAUCCAAGCACGACAAACACUUCCAGCAACUAUUAUUCUUCAUUCUACCUUUCUUUAGCAAUUUUAACUACAACAGCAACAAAAUUGCAUUUUGAUGAAUGUGAAGAAGAUACACCUGAUAUCAGUGAUGAAUACCUUUAUUAUCACCUUAAAAGAAAACGACUAAAGAAAUAUGGUACUGAUGAUAAUAUAAUUUUUGGUGGAAAUAAAUUGGAAAUAUUUAGUGAAUUUUCACGAACCGUGAUUACUCCUAUUCAACCGGCAUCUGCAACUUUUCUCGUAUUCCUUCUUUAUCAUUUGUUUAGCUCGAUUCUAUUAGUUGAAAUACUACAGAAGGAGAAACUUAUAUCAUUUAUUUUUUCAAAUUUCUAUCUUAUCACAACUACAAUGGCACCUGAAUGGAUAUAUCUGAAUUUCAUAAGUUUGUGGCAAUCAAUUGCAUUGUCAUUGAAUAUAUUCAUUGGAUGCUUUAUAACAACAGUGACUUAUUCAACUUUUGGCAUCGCAUUCUUUGAAUACCUUGGCAAUUUUACCAGUACUUCUCAACAAAAGCAUCUGGAGAAAGAAAAUUACAGCAGAAUUUGGCAGAACAAUGAGACCAAGUAA
Dracunculus medinensis (Guinea worm) is the source of this 843-nucleotide messenger RNA. The record is from the annotation of a GenBank genome assembly. NCBI's taxonomy places the organism in Eukaryota, Metazoa, Nematoda, Chromadorea, Rhabditida, Dracunculidae.